Messenger RNA from Micromonas pusilla CCMP1545, 1020 nucleotides. RefSeq lists its product as uncharacterized. The record is from RefSeq and is a predicted model, not a curated record. Gene Ontology annotation, cellular component: Swr1 complex. The coding region runs from base 1 to 1020 and encodes 339 amino acids. Lineage: Eukaryota; Viridiplantae; Chlorophyta; Mamiellophyceae; Mamiellales; Mamiellaceae. Gene Ontology annotation, molecular function: nucleosome binding. Gene Ontology annotation, biological process: chromatin remodeling. The transcript is spliced from 3 exons.
AUGUCGGAACGAAAGUCCACGCGCGUGAAGACCGUGGCCAAGGCGCUCAAGCGCGUGGACGAGGACACGCGCAGACAGGUCGCCGCGGCUCGGCUCGACGCGCUCGAGAACGACAACGCGGACGCGGAGGACGGCGCCGGCAGCGACAGCGAGUACGAACUCGAGGAGGCGGACGCGGUGGGCGUCGUCCUGAAGAAAAAGGGAAGCAAAGGGGGGCUCGCGUCGUCCGCGGGGAAGCGAAAGACGCGCGGCGCCGCGCAAGCGAAGCGAGGGCCGCGGUCGUUCGCCGGCGCGCUCGACGUCGCGAUGUUAGACCGCGUGCCGGCGUCGAUACCGACGUAUCUCACCGCCGCCGCGGCGCCGGGGAGGACGUCCGCGCCGAGGAAGUUUUGCAGCGUGUGCGGGUUCGUGUCCAAGUACAGCUGCGCGCGGUGCGGGAUGAAGUUUUGCGGGAAGAAGUGCAACGCCGUGCACGCGGAGACGCGGUGUCUGAAGUUCACGGUCGGCCUCCCGGACGACGAGCUCUUCCGCCGCGUGCGCGUCCACCGCGGCGUGUACGGCAAGUGGGAGGACACCGCGCCGAAGGGACACACGCUGUUCCACCUCACCCCCGCGCAGUUCUUCCAAGGCCAGCUCCCCAUCGGACGCGGGCAGGACGCGUACGUCUCGGAAGAUUUCCAUCACGUCGGCGCCGUCGAGGCGUUCAUGAACCCCGACGACCUCCUCGCGCACGCGAACGCGCACUACGCGGAGCGCGCGGGAUACUUCUACGUCCUGCAGAUCGACACGAGCGCGUUGACCGAUAUCAGCGAGAACGGCGGCGAGGAGGCGUAUUCGAUGGACGACGGCGACGAGCACGGCGGCGCCAGGUGCGUGUCCAUCAAAGGGGUCGUCAACGCGGAGGCGAUCCAGAGAAUAUACGUCGCCGCGCGGGAGCGCGAGACGCAUCGGGCGGGGAAGUUCACGGACGUGUCGCCGCCGACGGGGCGGCAGAUGCCGAAGAUUCCGAAGAAGGAGUGA